UGCUGCCUCUGACUGAAAGCACGGAGCGCCUCCACGAGCUUCCCCACUAACUGCUCACCACGCUCCCGGUGAACACGGCUAACGUUCCCGUCGAUCAAACUCCGGAUCCCGCCUCGCUCCCCGCCUGUGGGCCGGUGCCGAGUACCUGGAAAAUGAAAUCGGCAUCUCCAUAAAUUCUGUUGGCAGAAAGAAGCAAGAUUUAAUGUGUGCACCAUGUCAUCUAAAAGUCAUCCUCCCCUCAUGAAGAAGCACAGUCAGACGGACCUGAUCAGCCGUCUAAAGAGCCGGAAGAUCCUCGGGGUUGGUGGCGAGGACGAUGACGGGGAGGUGCACCGCUCCAAGAUUAGUCAGAUGCUCGGAAACGAGUUGAAGUUUGCAAUGCGAGAGCCGAUCGGGUUGAGGGUUUGGAUUCUCAUCUCUGCUGUGGGUUUCACACUAAUGGCCAUAACGGCUCUGGUGUUUCCCAACCAACUCUACGAGCUUGUUUUCGAGGAGGAGCUUUCCACAACUAGCAUCUCUGUUCGCCUUUAUGGAGCAGCGCUGCUCAGCCUCGCCCUCAUUAUGUGGAACUGUCUCUACACAGCAGAAAAGGUCAUCAUCCAGUGGACUCUGCUCAGUGAAGCCUGCUACUUUGCUGUCCAGUUUCUAGUGACGUGCGUCACCUUGAUGGAGAUGGGCAUCCUGCCCAACGCCGCCAUGCUGCUGCUCCUCAGUCGAGUUCUCUUCUUCGUGGUCACCGUCGCGUACUACUACCACCUGGGCCGCAAGCCCAAGAAGAUCUGAGCCGACUGCGGCGCUUCGGGGAGGGGUGUUUCAGCACAAAUCACAGCUGGGGGCCAGGGGGUAUAAUUGCUUUGUAAGUAAAAGGCCUCAUAGCUCCUUCCUGUGGGACCUGGCCUACUACAAACCCCACCAAAGUGAUAUUUAACAGACGAGCAGAGUGUCAUAUCGCCAUCGAUACAACAGGAACAAGAAACCUCAGCGCGACACUGAGCGGCUGGGCUUCACACACAUUCCUCCUCUGCGUAGUUUUGAGUGCCGGACGCUGCAUCUGUGUGAAACUUUAGAGUGUACAGGACAGACGGCUGCGUACCGCUCGUCCGUGUUUCUCUACAGCUGUACGAUGUCCAGGUGAAGUGUUAAGUGUUCUUCCUUUCAUCUACUGUUUCCUUUAUCACGCUCAAGGGUUUGUGCUAUUUGUUGUUUUUUGGACGUGAACUCAUAUUUUAUAUGUGAAAACGCGAACUGCCUUCCUCUGAAUUUGCUAGAAAAGUCAUUAGCCGUCUGCUUCAGAUGAGAUCAAUGCUGGAUUACUGACACACAAAAAAAAACUGAUGGGUUGAGUUUCCAGAAACUCUCUGUUCACCCGUUCAAUCAAGACUAGUAAUCAUUUUACCGUAGAGUCUAAAAAUUGGUGUCUUAGUUUUCAAAUCUCUUAUUUGUCAGGCUUUAAGCUGAGAGUUUUUGAAGCACAACUAAUUGUCAUGUUAUGUGACACUGUGAGGUGAAUCGUCCCAGAGAAACCAUACAGUUGUCUCUGCUGCCUGUGCACUACUAGGAGGAACUUUAACCUGACUGAAAAUCAAACCCUUCAUGUGUCAUUAGCCGCUCAAAUCAAGCAUGUCAUGUGCUUGAUCAAUACAUGAUAACCUGUUAUAAUCUCUUAGUUAUGUAGCAUAGCUUGUUUUUUAUUGCCAUGCACCAUAUCCAUAGUCUUGCCUUAAAACAACUUUAAAGAACAGUCAUCAGUUCUAUGACGUGUAAAUAUGUAAAUAAGUAUUUAAUAUUAAGUGGUGUUCUUGUGAACCAAACAGGGAACUUGUUCAGUAUUAGUCAAUGAUUAUUAAAGGUUAAACCUUC
This is a messenger RNA of Gambusia affinis (western mosquitofish), 1860 nucleotides long. It is a transcript of the gene tp53i11b, whose product is annotated as tumor protein p53 inducible protein 11b. The transcript is spliced from 8 exons. The record is from RefSeq and is a predicted model, not a curated record. NCBI's taxonomy places the organism in Eukaryota, Metazoa, Chordata, Actinopteri, Cyprinodontiformes, Poeciliidae. The coding region runs from base 214 to 783 and encodes 189 amino acids.